Messenger RNA from Lingula anatina, 2062 nucleotides. RefSeq names its product phosphatidylinositol N-acetylglucosaminyltransferase subunit A. Gene Ontology annotation, molecular function: phosphatidylinositol N-acetylglucosaminyltransferase activity. Gene Ontology annotation, cellular component: glycosylphosphatidylinositol-N-acetylglucosaminyltransferase (GPI-GnT) complex. Gene Ontology annotation, biological process: GPI anchor biosynthetic process. NCBI's taxonomy places the organism in Eukaryota, Metazoa, Brachiopoda, Lingulata, Lingulida, Lingulidae. The record is from RefSeq and is a predicted model, not a curated record.
UGUGAUAGGCGGAGAAAUAUGCAUCAAAUCAAUGCAUUUUGUCCGCCGGAAAUGCCUUCUCACUCAAUCAAUUAUUCUGCUCAUAAAGAUGUCUGUCAAUACCCCUGUUUUUUAUGAUGCUUUACAGUUUGCCAAACAAUGCACUUAGUUUGACUUUGAUUUAAAGGAUAAACAGAUACAAACGUUGAAAGGAUUGUGGUCUAAAUUAGCGCGAGGUUGAAAGUAGUUCCUUCCCAACAAAUCAACAAUCAAUAUGGAUGCCUCCCGAGGUCAAUGUCGAGUGCGGAGACAUCCGAGUAGUUCCGAGUGCUAAAGCACCUCUCUGCUCUUAAGGAGGAGAAGGCUGGAAAGUGGUGCUAGUCUAACAGGAAGGAAAAUGUGUGCACAGGUUUACCGGUUGCAAGUUGGUUAAAUAUCGCUUUCUUUACACAGAUGAAGCAUAGAAUAUGCAUGGUAUCAGACUUCUUCUACCCCAACAUGGGUGGUGUGGAAAGCCACAUCUAUCAGUUGUCACAGUGUUUGUUGGAGAGAGGACAUAAGGUGAUUAUAGUGACACAUGCAUAUGGGGACAGGAAGGGGAUAAGGUACCUGACAAAUGGUCUGAAGGUGUAUUACAUCCCUAUAGCUCCUUUUUAUAACCAGUGUGCUGUUCCAACCCUCCUAACAACACUGCCUCUCAUCCGUAAUAUUUGUGUGAGGGAGGAAAUAACAAUCAUUCAUGGACAUUCUGCUUUCUCCACCUUGGCCCAUGAAGCCAUGUUCCAUGCUCAGGCUUUGGACAUACGGGCAGUCUUCACUGACCACUCCCUGUUUGGGUUUGCUGACGCCAGUUCCAUCCUUACCAAUAAACUCCUGAUGAUCUCCCUGUCAGGCGUGAACCAUGCAAUCUGUGUCUCACAUACAAGUAAAGAGAACACAGUAUUAAGGGCCUCUAUUCAUCCAGAACUAGUGUCUGUGAUACCCAAUGCUGUGGAUGCCACUGCCUUCACUCCUGCUCCAGAGAAUAGGAAAAAGGGUAGAGUCACUGUAGUGGUGAUGAGCAGACUGGUGUACAGAAAGGGCACAGAUCUCCUUGCUGGCAUUAUACCUGACAUUUGCAGCAAAUAUGACAAUGUGGACUUUUUAAUAGGUGGGGAUGGUCCAAAGAGGAUUGUGUUAGAGGAGAUCAGGGAACAAUUCCAGCUGCAUGACAGAGUGACACUCCUGGGUGCCAUAGAGCAUAAUAAAGUCAGAGAGGUAUUGGUACAGGGGGAUAUCUUCCUGAAUACCUCACUCACAGAAGCUUUCUGUAUUGCCAUAGUGGAGGCUGCUUGUUGUGGCAUGCUAGUCAUCAGCACUAAGGUUGGAGGCAUACCAGAAGUCUUACCCAAUGAUCUCAUCCAGUUAGCAGAACCCAGUGUUAAAAGUCUUACCAAAGAACUAGAGGCAGCUAUUGAAAUCUGUAAAAUGGGUAGGUCAGAUGCCCAAUCUCAUGAAAGACACGAGAGAGUGAAACGGCUUUACACGUGGCAAGACGUGGCCAGGAGGACUGAAACAGUUUAUAACAUGGUGUGUGAGGAACCACCAAGGCCUUUACCUGACAAAAUCAUGAGAUAUCAGCACUGUGGGCCCAUUGCAGGGAAAAUCUUCAUAUUGUUUGCAGCUCUUAACUAUCUUCUUUUGUUUUUGUUAGAAUGGUGGUUGCCAGCAAAGGAUAUGGACAAGGUACCAGAUUGGCCACAGUCAAAGAAUAAACUUUCAUUUUCGAAAAAUAAAAACUCUGGCACAGAGACUAAUAGAAAAGAAUGCCAGGAACUGGGCAGGUAGCAGGGUUUUGGUGAUUGAUGUUUCAUGAUGUUUUAAAAUAAGUUUAAAUAAUCUUUAAAACAACACCAGUCCGUAAGAAUGAAGUAAGUUGUCUGCAUUCUUAUAACAUAACACAGCUGAUGAAAUUCUCUUUCAACACUGGCCCAUGUACUUACAGCAUGCAAAAUGUAAAGUAUGAAAAAGGGAUAAAACAAUAAAAAAUAAAAAUGAAAUUGAGUUUUACACCUUGGCUUUAUUUUGAUGUAUCUGUUUCUGU